This is a messenger RNA of Beta vulgaris subsp. vulgaris (sugar beet), 3225 nucleotides long. RefSeq lists its product as uncharacterized. The transcript is spliced from 2 exons. Lineage: Eukaryota; Viridiplantae; Streptophyta; Magnoliopsida; Caryophyllales; Amaranthaceae. Gene Ontology annotation, molecular function: nucleic acid binding; RNA-DNA hybrid ribonuclease activity. Bases 1 to 3225 code for a protein of 1074 amino acids. The record is from RefSeq and is a predicted model, not a curated record.
AUGUACCGAUUCACGAAACAUCUAUCCAUCUUUCGCACUCAGAUCAGGCGAUGGUGUUUGGAUCAUAAAGUUGUAUGGGGGAUUGAUUGGCAAGAACUUUCUACAAAGUUAAUGGCCAAUGCGACUGGAAUUUCUUCUCUUCCUCAAGGGAAUGCCUUUAUGCACCAACGUCAGCAGGAGUUGGAUAAAUCUGCUUUGGCACACUCUUAUUGGUCGCAACGAUCUAAAGAUAAAUUCGUUCAAAUCGGAGACCUCCCAACCAAGUUUUUCUAUAAUAAGAUGCGACAAAAACAACGCGCAACAUAUAUAUACCUACUACGGAUAGCAGAUGACCAAUGGACAGAGGAUGGUCCUACCAUCGUGAAUACUAUUUUACAUCAUUUCAAGGAUGCAUAUGGGCCGUCUCAGGUGCCUCUUGCCUCUGCCCAGGUCCAAGAUGAGGCCAUUGAUUUAGUACUUCGCGACUUAAAUUUACCUCAUCUUUCUCCUUCUCAACAACAACAGCUCAUUCGACCCUUCUCUAAGGAUGAAGUGCAUGAGGCCAUGUUUGGUAUUGGUCAGGGCAAAUCUCCUGGGAUGGAUGGUUCAACGGCCGAGUUUUUCAAACAUCACUGGGUUGCCCUCGGAAACGAGGUGUUUCAAGCUGUUAAUCACUUCUUCACAACAGGCUUCAUACUUCAUGAAUGGAACCAGACGCUGAUUGUUUUGUUGCCUAAAGGACAGAAUCCUGAGGAUGUGACACAAUUUCGGCCAAUUAGUUUAUGUAAUACCAUUUACAAAUGUGUUUCGAAAUGCCUUGUCAAUCGCUUACGGCCAUUGCUCUCUAAUCUUAUCACGGAAUUUCAGAGUGCCUUCAUACCGGGAAGGCAUAUGGAUGACAACAUUUUGAUCAGUCAUGAGUUAACUCAUGUUCUUAAUAAACAUCGAAAUGGCAAUGUUCAUCUCGCGGCUCUCAAAAUUGACAUGAAUAAGGCAUAUGACCGGGUUAACUGGAGGUUUCUCUUAAAAGUUCUUCAGGCCUAUGGAUUCCCUGCCCAGUGGAUACAGUUGAUUAGUCAAUGUAUAUCUACAGUGAAAUAUCGCAUCCUGGUUAAUGGACAGGUCACUGAGUCCUUUCCUUCCCAUUGUGGACUCCGUCAGGGUGACCCACUAUCUCCAUAUCUGUUUUUGUUCUGUAUGGAUAUUUUCUCUCGUAUGAUGAUAAUGGCUACGGAUAUUCGACUAUUCGAUGGAAUUCGAGCUCACAGCGUCGACUACUUCUUGUACGAAACUGUCCAAUCUACUUGGCCGUUCUGCCAUAUUUCUGGUCAAAUGCUCAGUGUGCGAAAGUCAUUUGUUAAAUUUAGCCCAAAUGUUUCCGAGGCCAUGGGUCAGGAAUACAAAAGUAUCUUGCAAUUGAAUGCCAAUGUGUCUCUAGGCACAUAUCUGGGUACUCCGGUGGAUAUUCAAGGGAAGAAAACUCAGCACUUCACUUUCUUACUUGAUAAAAUUUCUCAGCGUAUAACUGCGUGGAAUUAUUCACCAAUCUCGCAAGCUGGGAAAUUGAUUCUCAUUAAUUCAGUUCUCAUUGCUUCCAUAGCUCAUAUCCUAUCCGUCUUCUUAAUUCCAACAACAAUCACUAAUAAGCUGGAUGCGAUGCUAGCACGAUUCUUCUGGUCCAAUUGCUCAGGUAAAGGAAUUGCUUGGAAAAGCAAGGAGCUCUUGCAUUUGCAAAAAGGUGCUGGAGGACUUGGAUUACGGAGUAUUGCGUUGCACAAUCGUUCCCUUCUGCUUAAGAAAGUAUGGCGUAUUCAUAGGGAUUCCAAUGGCCUCAUCAGUAAAGUAUUUGCCAAUCAAACUUUGCACCCUGGUUCUUCAAUAGCUACACUGCGGCCUAUGCGGAGUCAAUGUUCUUGGGGUGCGCGCGGGUUACUUCAAGCUGAGAAGGUGCUCCUGACAAAUUAUAAUUGGAAAAUUGGAUCCAAGUCUAGGUUACGUGCUUGCAAUGAGCGCUGGGUUCAUGGAAGGAUUCCCCUCUUUCGGGAUAAUGUCUCUCUUCACACUGCUGCUACUGUUUCCAUUGCGUCCCUCUUGUUGCCACACCAACAAGGAUGGAAUGUUUCUCGGCUUCAUUCACUUUUUCAUUCUAGCACAGUUCGUGAUAUACGUGCUCUUGAAGUGCCACGACUCACAAACCAAGAGGACCUUUCUAUUUGGCCGUUUACUACUUCGGGCCAAUACACUACCAAAUCUGGUUACUAUUUCCUCUCUCGAAAUACCGAUAUCUACAGCAUGAACUCCCCUCUCAAUUCGGAGUUCUUUCGAAUUUUAUGGGGAUUGCGCAUCAUGCCAAAAUGGAAAUUAUUCCUCUGGAAACUGUACCAUAAUGGGUUAGCAACAACAGCUAACCUUUCGUACCGUGGUCUGGCUAGUUCAGAUGGUUGUCCAAACUGCAAUUUGGAACCUGAGACAUGCCAACACCUUUUCCGCUUUUGUCAUCUAUCCACCUUAGCAUGGCAAACUAGCCAACUGAGUAUUAAUUCCAAUGUAACUCCCCUUGUGAGCUUUAAAGACUGGCUCAUUGCAUGGAUACACUAUUUCUAUCAGCAGGAUGGAUAUAAUGGCCAUCGUCUUCCAUUGUUUGUGGCUAUUUUAUGGGCUAUUUGGCAGGGACGGAAUCAAAAGGUUUUCAACGGAACAAUACCUGAUCUGCCUCUAAUCCGUUCACUUCAGGACAAAGGUAUCCAGCAACACCUUACCUUUCUGGCUACUCCUACUCCUCAGCUUAAGAUCUUACAUGAGGCACCAGGUCCUCCAGGGUUUCUUUUUGCACAUUUUGGGUUAACCUUCUCCGGGGUACCACAGUUACAGAUACAAGUGGAUGGGUCCUGGAAGAAGUCUUCUCCUUUGGCAGGUAUUGCCUGGGUUGUUGAUAACGUUAGUAAUAACGCAAGGGAGGGCCAAGGUAGCUGCAUUUAUGCUGAGUCAGGCCUGGUGGCUGAAGCCCGGGCUUGUCUGGGGGCCUUGCUUUGGGCUCAAGCUCGGGGUUAUUAUCAAAUUUUGAUCUACACAGACUCCGAAAUCUUGGUAAGGAGUUUGAUUCAUCAAGCCACACAACCUAUUUCAAUUGCCUGGACUCUCAACGACAUUCGAAUCCUGGGACAACAACUCCGAUGGUGUCGGAUUAUCAAAGCUAAUCGGCAACAGGUGCAGAGGGGCAUGAACUGGCCAAUCAUGUUCGCCUAG